AUGACACUACAACACCAGGCGGUUACGACUAUAAAUGAGUAUGGUAAAGAUGUUGGGAUUGUGGGGUAUUGUGGAACAGGAUUGUUGGUAUUGAUAUGGACUGCUUUUGGGGUAUCUUGUGUUGCAACGGGAGCAUGGGGAUGGAGUAUGCUGUUGAGGGAAAGUGGGGAAGACAAUAGUGAAGUUUUGGAUGGAGGAGUGUAUAUGAAUUGCGUUGAAAAUUCGGCGAAGACGGGUACAGACAGGCCAUUGAGGCUGGCUAUGAGAGAAGGGAAAGUAGUGAAGGCAGCCGAGGAAACAAGAAUUAUGGAGCUCGAGCUUAGAUAUGUGAGUGAGAGUCAGAUCGGGCUUGCUCUGUAA
This is a messenger RNA of Sclerotinia sclerotiorum 1980 UF-70, 360 nucleotides long. RefSeq lists its product with no specific name. The transcript has a single exon. Bases 1 to 360 code for a protein of 119 amino acids. Lineage: Eukaryota; Fungi; Ascomycota; Leotiomycetes; Helotiales; Sclerotiniaceae. The record is from RefSeq and is a predicted model, not a curated record.